Molecule: messenger RNA, 1448 nt
Organism: Helianthus annuus (common sunflower)
Lineage: Eukaryota; Viridiplantae; Streptophyta; Magnoliopsida; Asterales; Asteraceae
Exons: 5
Coding region: 241-1344 (367 amino acids)
Source: RefSeq, a predicted model, not a curated record
UAACCUAGGCAAAAAAGAAACAACAAAAACUGAAACAUGAGUACAUGACAACAACAUCAGCACCUUAAACAUAAUUACACACACAUAUUUAUAUCCUGUAUCUAUCUAUCUAUCUAUGUGUUUUAUUCCUUUAGUUUUGUGUCAAACUGAGUGUGUAAAUUAACCAAAUUUGAUUGACAAACUGGUGACCUCAUUCCAAAAAGCACAAUCCCAUUCAAGAUUCUUUUUCUUUCUUGAGAAAUGGUAUUGAAAAGGGUUAUGGGAAUGAUGAUGGGUUGUCUUGGAAUGAGUUGUUGUUUGAGGAUAAGUGAUCAACCAACAAGACCUGCACCACCUUCAGAGUGUGAUGAUUCAACAUCUGCAUCAGAUGAUGUUGAGCCCAAAUCAUCAUCAUCAGUAUCAUCAGCUUCAGGUAGAAUUAAACUUAGUGAUGGAAGGUAUUUAGCUUACAAAGAAAGAGGAGUCCCCAAGGACCAAUCAAAUUACAGAAUCAUUAUUGUUCAUGGGUUUGCUAGCAAUAAAGAAAUGAACUUUAUGGCUUCUCAGAAAUUAAUGGAUGAAUUGGGGAUAUACCUUGUGCAAUUUGAUAGAGCUGGGUAUGGAGAAAGUGACCCGUUUCCGAAACGGUCGCUGAAGAGUGAAGCAAGUGAUAUUCAAGAACUUGCAGACCAGUUGCAGCUUGGAUCUAAAUUCUAUAUCAUUGGUGUGUCAGUUGGAUCAUAUCCCACAUGGAGUUGCGUCAAGGACAUACCCCACAGGCUAGCAGGAGUUGCUCUAGUAGUUCCAUUCAUUAACUACAGAUGGCCAUCACUUCCUCAUGAUCUCAUACAAGAUGAUUACCGGAAAAAUCUUUCCAGGUGGGCGGUCUGGAUUGCCCGCCACACCCCGGGGUUGCUACACUGGUGGAUGACUCAGAAAAUGUUCCCUUCAUCUUCUGUUCUUGAUAGAAACCCGAAAUUCUUUAGUACUAAAGAUUUGGAAGUCCUGAAAAACACUCCUGGAUAUCAGUUGCUUAGUAAGAGCAAACUAAAGGAUGAACCGAUAUUCCAUAGUCUCCGUAAAGAUUUCAUCGUUGCAUUUGGGAAAUGGGAUUUUGACCCGUUGACUUUAAAAAAUCCGUUUGGUCAAAGUCAAUCUCGACUACACUUAUGGCAAGGUUAUGAAGACAAAGUUGUACCGGUCGAACUACAACGGUAUGUUUCAACAAGGUUGCCAUGGAUAAAGUACCAUGAAGUUCCUGAUGGUGGACAUUUGCUUGUGUAUGAUAGUGAUGUAUGUGAAGCUAUUUUAAGGUCUCUUUUGCUUGGAGAUGAUCCUCCAUUGUAUAAACCUCAAUUUGAUUGAAUUAGUGAUAAAUUUGAUUGAUUAGUGAUUUAUGUAAAUCAAAUGAUUGUUUGAGAAAUGUAAAUUGGUUUGGUUUUUCUUAAUGUAAUCUUUUAUUUUUCUUU